Molecule: messenger RNA, 1293 nt
Organism: Penicillium malachiteum
Lineage: Eukaryota; Fungi; Ascomycota; Eurotiomycetes; Eurotiales; Aspergillaceae
Exons: 2
Coding region: 1-1293 (430 amino acids)
Molecular function (GO): monooxygenase activity; FAD binding
Source: RefSeq, a predicted model, not a curated record
AUGGCGUUCCGAGAUAAACGAGUCGCCAUCGUGGGCGGUGGUCUAGGUGCUCUGGCAUUAAUGAACGUUGCCCUCACCUGCGGUAUGACCAACAUCGAGAUUUUCGAGCAGGCUCGUGAGAAUGGCGAAGUUGGCGCAGGAGUCGACAUAACAGCGAAUGCGAACCGGGUUCUUGACGCCUUCGGGUUAAAAGAGACCUUAUUGCGAUACUCCUCACCCAAGCUACCUUAUUUCAUGGAGUACCACCACUACAAGUCCGGCGAUUAUCUCGGCCACAUCGAAGAAGCACACGAACCACAUGCUCGACUUAUUCAUCGAGGUCAUCUCUUGCAAGCGUUGAAAGAAUUCCUACCGCAUGACAAAAUACACUAUCAUAAACAUCUUACAUCGAUCGAUGAAAACAAGAGCCCGGACCCGAUGUCGGCACCGUACACAUUACAUUUUGGGGAUGGAUCAACCACCGAGGCGGAUAUUAUUAUCGGAGCCGAUGGGAUCAAGUCAAAAGUCCGGAGGGAAAUGGGCAUUGGCGAUUCGCCUAAUUACUCCGGUCAGGUUGUAUACCGUGGUUAUGUUGAUUAUAAGGAUUUGCCUGAGGAUACGGCGAACCUUCUUCGGACUGUGGUCAAUUUUCGAGGACCUAAACGUCAUAUUAUAUGCCUUCCUAUCGGAAACCAAUCUACAAAGACGGAUCGAAUCGGGUUUAUUGGGUUCAUGACGGAGUCGCUCGAAACUUGGGAUUCGGAGAAUUGGGUAUCUCGAUCUGAGAUUGGCGAUCUUCAAGAUCAUCUUUCGGAGUGGUGUCCUCAAGUGCAACAUAUCAUUCAUGGGCUAUUCCAGAGUUCGCCUGAUGGGUUCAUGAUGAAACAGGCGCUUUAUGUUCGAGAUCCAGUUGACAAAUGGUAUAAGAUGAAGGAUGAUAAAGAAGAUGUUGGUAUUGUCCUCUUAGGAGAUGCAGUUCACUCAACUCUUCCUCAUCAGGGUCAGGGUGUAGCUAUGGCUAUCGAAUCCGGUGUUGCACUAGCCAUAGUUCUUGCGAACUGGCAAAGCAAUGAUCUUCGGGCUGCGUUCCAAUUCUACCAGGGUAUACGCAAGCCCCGUACGGAUGGAGUCACUAGGACCAGCUACGAGGCUGGAAAACUUGGCAGCUCAGACGACCCGGAUCAUUUCAGUGAAAAGUUCAACCCGGACGCCCUGAUGAAGCGGAUGGAAUGGGUCAUGGAUUAUAAUCUGCUUGAGGAUUUGCAUGCAAAAAAUAAUGGUCGCAUGACGUUUAAAGACUCCUGGCUCUCAUGA